This is a messenger RNA of Pogonomyrmex barbatus (red harvester ant), 2107 nucleotides long. RefSeq names its product ATP-dependent DNA helicase hay (gene hay). Lineage: Eukaryota; Metazoa; Arthropoda; Insecta; Hymenoptera; Formicidae. Gene Ontology annotation, cellular component: transcription preinitiation complex; nucleotide-excision repair factor 3 complex; transcription factor TFIIH holo complex. Gene Ontology annotation, biological process: transcription initiation at RNA polymerase II promoter; nucleotide-excision repair. Gene Ontology annotation, molecular function: DNA binding; hydrolase activity; ATP binding. The record is from RefSeq and is a predicted model, not a curated record.
AUGAGUAUUGGAUACAAACUAACUGCAUAUUCACUCUAUGCUGCUGUUAGUGUAGGUCUACAAACACAAGAUAUAAUAGAAUAUUUAAAGAGAUUGAGUAAAACAAGUAUUCCUGAUGGUAUAAUCGAAUUUAUAAAACUGUGUACAUUAUCCUAUGGAAAAGUUAAACUUGUUUUGAAACAUAAUAAAUAUUUUAUUGAAUCUCCAUUUCCCGAAGUAUUGCAAAGGUUAUUAAAGGAUCCAGUAAUUCAAGAAUGUCGAUUGAGGAAACUCGUAGAAGAUACAGAAACUGAUGAUGUUAUUACAAAUAUUCAAACAAAGACAAAAGUUCCUCAAUUUGGAACAAAAUCACUUGCGAAUACAUCUGUACCUAGUAAGACAAAUUCAGAGACUGAAUCUGACCAAAUAUCAACAGAAACAGCUACCAUUCCAGAAGAUAUAACUGCUUUUUAUAACAAAAUUGAUAAAGAAGAUGAAGAUGAGGAAGAAGAUCAAGAACUGAAAACAGUUAGUUUUGAAGUGAAUCAGGAGAAAAUUGAAGUUAUACAAAAACGAUGCAUUGAACUGGAGCAUCCUUUAUUGGCGGAAUAUGAUUUUCGCAAUGAUAGUAUCAAUCCAGAUAUAAAUAUAGAUUUGAAGCCAUCAGCUGUAUUAAGACCUUAUCAAGAAAAAAGUUUGCGGAAAAUGUUUGGUAAUGGACGAGCUAGAUCUGGGGUAAUAGUUUUACCCUGCGGUGCUGGUAAAAGUUUAGUUGGAGUAACAGCUUGUUGUACAGUACGUAAACGCGCUUUAGUCCUAUGUAAUUCUGGUGUGUCCGUGGAACAAUGGAAACAGCAAUUUAAGAUGUGGUCUACUGCCGAUGAUUCAAUGAUUUGUCGUUUUACCAGCGAAGCAAAAGAUAAACCUAUGGGCUGUGGAAUAUUGAUAACUACAUAUUCCAUGAUUACACAUACUCAAAAACGUUCAUGGGAAGCUGAGCAAACAAUGCGUUGGCUUCAAGAACAGGAAUGGGGUAUUAUGGUCUUGGAUGAGGUGCAUACUAUUCCUGCGAAAAUGUUCCGUAGAGUAUUAACGAUUGUCCAGUCUCAUUGUAAGUUGGGGUUAACAGCUACGCUUUUGCGAGAGGAUGAUAAAAUUGCCGAUUUAAAUUUUUUAAUUGGUCCUAAGUUAUAUGAGGCUAACUGGUUGGAAUUGCAAAAAAGAGGAUUUAUUGCAAGAGUACAAUGUGCAGAAGUUUGGUGUCCUAUGACACCAGAAUUUUAUAGAGAAUAUCUUACUUGCAAGAUGAGCAGAAAAUUGUUAUUGUAUGUGAUGAAUCCAAAUAAAUUUCGUUGUUGUCAAUAUUUAAUUCGAUAUCACGAAAGGCGUGGUGAUAAAACAAUCGUCUUUUCUGAUAAUGUAUUUGCAUUAAAACAUUAUGCUAUUAAGAUGAAUAAGCCAUAUAUUUAUGGUCCUACUAGUCAAAGCGAAAGAAUACAAAUUUUACAAAAUUUUAAAUUUAAUAUGAAAGUCAAUACAAUAUUUGUCAGUAAAGUAGCAGAUACUUCUUUUGAUUUACCAGAGGCUAAUGUUUUGAUUCAAAUUUCAUCCCAUGGUGGAUCUAGGCGACAAGAAGCCCAACGAUUAGGACGCAUUCUUAGAGCUAAGAAAGGUGCAAUCGCAGAAGAAUAUAAUGCAUUCUUUUAUACACUUGUAUCACAAGAUACAAUGGAAAUGAAUUACUCGAGAAAGCGACAACGGUUUCUUGUAAAUCAAGGUUAUGCUUAUAAAGUUAUUACAAAACUUGCAGGCAUGGAUGAGGAGCCAGAUUUAAUGUAUGGAAAUCGAGAGGAACAGGGUCAUUUAUUGCAGCAAGUAUUAACAGCUAGUGACACAGAUGCUGAUGAAGAAAGAAUACCUGGUGAAGGACCAAGACCAAUUGUUCGCAAAGCCGGUACUAUGACAUCAAUGUCAGGAGCGGACGAUGCUAUUUACUAUGAAUACAAAAAAGCUCCUGGUUCCUCAACAGCAAAUAAACAUCCCCUGUUUAAAAAAUUUAGAACAUAAUUAGCUUCAUUAAAGUGAUUUUCUUAAUAUUUAUAAAUAUAAAUAAAAUAUGUCUUUUUUA